Molecule: messenger RNA, 2490 nt
Organism: Cavia porcellus (domestic guinea pig)
Lineage: Eukaryota; Metazoa; Chordata; Mammalia; Rodentia; Caviidae
Exons: 8
Coding region: 1-612 (203 amino acids)
Molecular function (GO): protein binding
Source: RefSeq, a predicted model, not a curated record
AUGGAUCUUCCAUCAGAUUCUUGCAAGUACAUCACUUGGCACAAGGUAGAACAACACGGCAUUCAAGGAAGUCAACUGCGUUGCCCAAGAAUACGAGAAGGGUCCUGUGAAGAAGACUUGCUUUGCAAACAGGUGAGGUAUACCUUCCCUCCAAAGAGAAGAACCCUUGAAAAAACUAAAUGGGAGACAUGGUUACAAGAAAACUGGGAAGAAUGCACGAAUUUGAACCUUUCAUUUCAAGAUUUGGGGGACACUUAUCAAGUUGAAAAUUUUAAAAGGAUUCUUAGAAGAUUAAUUCGAGUUGAAAUUCUCUGGUUAGUGGACAAUUCACUGGUGGAUUUAAGUGCCAUAAGGUUGCCAAGCUGCAGAAUUUUAAAUAUGAACAAAAACUAUCUCACAUCUUUCAAACAAUUGCCAAAGAUACCUCAGAUACAGCAUUUAUCCCUGGCUGAAAACCACAUUGAGACCCUGGCUGGACUCUCCAAUUUGCAGUACACUCCAUUAGAAUCUCUUAUACUCACCAGGAAUCCUUGUGAAUUUCACCAAAAUUAUAGAAAAAGAUCCUCCAUUAAGAAAAUAGCACAGUUCAAAAGAGAAAAGACUUACCGAUAGGACUGACAGUGUGCCGGUGGGGUAAUGGGUGGCCCCAUUUCCUGGGACACCCACAGGCAAAGUUUUCUGGCCAUUUUCUAAAAAGUGUUCUCCUGCUUGCCAAACUUAAAGAUGCUGGAUGGAAUCUUGAAGCUACCAGAAGACUGUUCAUCACCAAAACCCAAUAUUUUUUCAAAAAUAUGUACUAUAGCCUAAUGCAAUGUCUAUAAAAAGGAAGCAGUCAUCACUACUGCUAAAAUAUAAUAAGUAAAGGAAAUGCAUGAUUAAAUAUUUCACUUUAGUCAAGGUCUUCUCUGGAGGAGCUGGACGUGCAGCACUUCCUACUCCUUGAGCUCGACAUGCAAAAAAGACUUGCUUUGACCAGUGAUAUAUCGUGAAUUUGAUUUAGGUCCCUUGUAGUCAGACACUCUGAGAACCUGUUUGUAUUUUGUCACAUUUUCCUUGUGUCACAGCAGUUGGAAAACUUCCAGAAUAAAGAUGCUCCACUAGUAUUUAGGCUCUGCAGUGACUGCGGAGAGGUGGAAGGCCAGCUAUUCUAUAGAAGACGUAUGAGAGAAAUGAGGUCCGUGGCAUCACUCUUUGGGAUUUCAUGUUGUUACAUCAUAGCCUUGCCUCUCCCAAUUGGCACUGUAAGUUUAGAGACUGUACCAAGCCUUAUUUAAUGAUGUGUCCCUCUCCCAAACAGUACAGUAAAAUUUCAAUAUGGUGAAUGGAUGGAAAAAUGACUAUUAUAGGAAAUUGUACAUGGUUAGCAGAAUUACGAGGCAGAAAACAAAUACUAGAGUUCAUGUCAAGUUUUUAAAAAACUAGUUAGGGUAACAGUAUUGGAAGUAGACAUUAUGUGGGCAUGAAAAAUUGGGAAGAUAUUCCAAUCUAUAAGUGUCUUGUUUAAGUUAAUUUAAAUUGGGUUUUCUGGUACUUGCAGGCAAGACAUUCUGACAAGAAAAAUCAUGGGUUUCGUAAUAGAGGAUCAGAGGUGCUGGGCUGUGCACUUAACUCUGGGAAAGAAUGGCUCUGGUCACUAGCAAGGAUCUUGAUGUAUGCAUAUAUAUUCCUAAGAUCCUGCCUGUGCAGAGGUUAAAAUCUCAUAUUCUAUUUGGAAUGGGUACAGUUUCUUGGGCAGUGUGGCCAAAGGGGUUGAUUUAAGUUGCUGAAGAGCAACUGAAUAGAGGAAGGUCUAUGAACUGAGUAACAUCAGACCAAAAAUUUAGUUUUGCCUACUUUGUGUAGUGGUGGGAGCUCCAGCAGUAAAUAGUGGAGACAUAUUCAAUAAUGGCAUUACUAAGUAUAUCUGCUCACUUGAUCUUUGCCGUUUUUGUUAUAUAGGCUUAAAAUUUCCAUAAAUAUAGCUUCAUUGCUGACAAAAAUCAUGCAUAUUUCUCAAUACAGUAUUACUACAGUUAUGCUAAGGCUACAGUAAAGAAUGACUCAGAUCUCUAGGCAUUUUCUUUCUCACAACAAUUGAUUUACAGAAUAUUGGGGAUAAUAGGGGAAAUAGACAAUCAUAAUGAAAAUAACUCUGCCAUCUUAAAACAAUUCCAGUGACAAAUGUUUACUUAAAAAAAACUUACACAUAGUCUAGCACCUCACCAGCUCUAAAAUGAAUACUUGUAUCUACUUUACAAUAUUCAGUAACAAUUUUCCAGUUCAUAUUUGAAUAUAUUGAAUUGUUAGAAUCCUAACCUUUAGGAAAUUUUCUUUGCAUUGUGUUGAUCAUUUGCCUUCUGCAAUUUCCUUGCAAUUUUUCAGAUUUAUCAAAUUAUUUAAUUAAUCCCUUAAUGUAGAGAAUUUUCCUCAGUUUCAAGGUUCUUGAAAGUACCAUGAUAUUUUGUGUUUUAUUACAUUGGAAAUGUGAACAGUUAAACUAUGACUCUGUGA